Aegilops tauschii subsp. strangulata is the source of this 1845-nucleotide messenger RNA. RefSeq names its product F-box/kelch-repeat protein At1g51550. The record is from RefSeq and is a predicted model, not a curated record. NCBI's taxonomy places the organism in Eukaryota, Viridiplantae, Streptophyta, Magnoliopsida, Poales, Poaceae. Gene Ontology annotation, molecular function: protein binding.
AGAAACCAAGAACCAUGGUCUGCUAGGUAUAACAUGUGGGGAAUCGACUGGCAAUUCAUGACGCCUAGGAGGCAAACACCAUGAGAAGUCACAGAGGGCAAGUGCCAAGAAUCAACAAGCGGCAGUAAGCGAUGGACGCGGCGCCCGUCGGACACCUGGGCUACGACCAGGUGCUGUCCAUCCUGCGCCUCCUUCCAGCCGAGGCCGUGCUCUCCUUCGCCGCCACCUGCCGCGCCUUUCGCGACUGGGCCUCCUCCGACGUGCUCUGGGAGGCGCUCUGCCGACGCGACUGGGGGGCACGCGCCGCCGCCGCGGCGCUCGCGGACUGGCGGUGCGGCGUGCCAUGGCGCCGCCUCUACGCCGAGGUUGCCCGACUAAGCGCCCUGCAGGCGCUCCGGCUCCAGGUGAAGGGCACCUCACCACGGCCCCGUGCGUCGCACUCAAUCAACCUCGUGGCCGGCUGGCUAGUAGUCUUCGGCGGUGGCUGCGAGGGAGGUCGUCAUCUUGAUGAUAUCUGGGCAACAUAUGUUGGAAAUAGAGCUGGAACUAGAUCAUCCAAUGCACUUACCUGGCAGCAAUUGGCCUCUGGUACUCCAAGUGGUCGUUUUGGUCAUUCAUGCAUUCUCGUUGGUGAUGCACUAGUCCUGUUUGGCGGGAUUAAUGACCGUGGGCUUCGUUUGAAUGACACAUGGAUAGGCCAAAUAAUCUGCGAAGAACCUUGCAGGAUGAGGAUCUCAUGGAGACUGCUGGAGAUAGGCCCCCUGGCACCAUCUCCUCGUGGGGCCCAUGCAGCCUGCUGCAUAGAUGAUAAGUUCAUUGUGAUUCACGGUGGGAUAGGGGUGCAUGGAAGCCGGCUUGGUGAUACAUGGCUUCUUGAUCUCUCUGAUGGACUUCAAUCUGGCAGUUGGCGCCGAAUGGGGGAUACUGGACCUUUGCCUUCAGCUCGUUCUGGCCACACCUUAACUUGGAUUGGUGAUAGGCGCAUGGUUCUUUUUGGUGGUAGAGGAUCAGAAUAUGAGGUGCUUAGUGAUGUCUGGCUGUUUGAUAUUGGUGAUCAUUUGCUGCAAUGGAAAGAGCAAAAGUACGAUUUGUCUAGUAUUCUUGGUGAAUUGCCUUCUCCCCGGGCUGGGCAUUCAGCAACAUUUCUCUUUGGUGGCAAGAUCCUUGUAUAUGGUGGGGAGGACAAAGAAAGACGGCGGAGGGAUGAUUUCUGGAUCUUAGAUAUACCAGCUUUACUUCAGUUUGAGUCAGGUAACAGGAAAAUGGCAAAGAGGAUGUGGAAAAAACUAAGGAUAGAUGGCCAAUCCCCGAAUUGCCGGUCCUUCCAUGGGGCAUGUGUAGAUACUUCUGGUUACUGUGUGUAUCUUUUUGGUGGAAUGGUUGAUGCACUUUUGCAUCCUGCAGAAUCCUUGGGCUUGAGGUUUGAUGGGCAACUGUAUCAAGUGGAGCUUGUGCUGCAUCUCUAGAAUCUGUAUGAUGUUUUCCUAUAAAUAUUUUCUUAGAGAUAACUGUUUAGAUCUAAUGAUGCAGUAUUGUGUAGUUUUUCUUGUCAGAACACCUGGAUAGUAAAUCUGAAGAUCUCGCUCACAGUAUUUAGAUGAUCAAGUUCUCUUUAUUUAUAAUUUCAGCUGCCACAAUUUGGACAUUGUGAUGAUGCUGAAAGAUGGUUCUUCCCUGUCAAGUGUGUAUGGGUGCAAUACCUGUCACUGAUCUCUGAAAGCGACGGUGAUGUAGAGCGGGUUUGUCUACAUAUGUGUUGAAAUGUACAUCCUUUCUCAGAUUCAUAUAUUAACAAAGAAUGUCUGUCAAUACCAUCUGGUAAAGAUUGCUACUCCCUUUGAUCCA